AUGGCGAAUCGAUCGGACGCCGGUAGCUGCACGAGCCUCACCGUGGCAGCCACCGGACUCCGCCGCUUCACCGUCGACAGCUACUCUCUCACGAAGCGGAUUGCCUUGCCGGAUGACGGCACGGUCUACUACCAGUCCGGCGAGUUCAGCGUCGGCGGCCACGUCUGGGCCGUCCGGUACUACCCGGCCGUUAGAAACCUAUCGUGCUGCAUGUUCGAACCCGUCAUGGUGACGACGGCGCCAGGCUGCGCGAGCGCCGCGGCGACGUUCGUGUGCGCGCCGCUCGACUGCUCCGGCGAGGAGGUGAAGGGGACGUCGCAGUCGAUGUCCGCCGUCUUCGUGCGCGGCAAAUCGCCAGAUGCGUCGCUGCCAAUCUGUUUCAGCAGUGAAGACCUGGAGAGAGGUGAUAAGCUCAUCGUCGACGACUGCCUGACCGUCAAGUGCACCGUGUCCGUGCUCAAGGAUCCACAGGGGGAAGGAGAGGAACGAGAGGGCGACGGCAAGGACGGCGCCGUCGAGCGCCUCAGGGCGGAGCUGACGGCCGACCACCUCGCCGACGUGCCGCCCGGGCAGCUCGACGACGACGAGCGGACCAAGGCCAGGGCCUGGGCCAGCGACGCGAGGGAGCUGGGGUACGAUGUCGCGGACGCCGUCGACACGUUCGCGGCGACGGGCGGCGGCCUCCUCACGCGGCUUCAGGAGAGGGCCGCCAACCUGUCCAGGUCUCGGCCGGCGGCGGUCGUUGGGCCUCGCCGGCCGGCUGCUGUCGUCGGCCGUGGCCCACCGCCGCCGUACAGGAACGCCACGGAGAUCGUCGGUUUGGACGCCGCCAGAGACGACCUGAUCAAGAAGCUGCUAUGCGACGACGACGACGAGGCAUCGAAGCACCGGCUGAAAGCGGUGUCCAUCGUCGGAACCGCAGGUCUGGGGAAGACGACGCUGACCAGGAUGGUGUACGACACGCUCAAGCCGCGGUUCGGACACGGAGCCUUCGUGUCGGUCUCCGUCAAUCCCGCCAUGGACAUGACUUUUAGGAGGAUGCUCCGCCAGCUUGACGACGACAAGAACACGAGCGUCCACGGCGACGGCGAGGACCCGAGCGACGAGACGCAGCUCAUCGACCAACUGAGGGAGUUUCUACGAGACAAGCGGUAUCUCAUUGUUAUCGAUGAUAUAUGGGACCCACCAUCUUGGGAGAUGAUAAAACAUGUUCUGGUUGAGAAUUACUGUGGAAGUAGAAUAAUCACAACUACUCGAAACUUCAGUGUUGCUGAUCAAGUGAGAAUGCCAUAUGAACUAAAGCCACUUUCUGCAGACAACUCUAAGAAACUGUUCCUUCAGAGAAUAUUUAACAAUGACAACAAAUCAUAUCUCGAUGAUGAAUUUGCUCAAGUAGCCGAUAAAAUCGUAAAUAAAUGUGACGGUGUUCCUGUUGCUAUUCCUGCUCCAGCCAGUUCGUUGGCCGGUAAAACAGGAGAUAAGAAGCAAUGGCACAAGGUGUGCGGCUCCAUUGGUCCAACACUUGAAAACAAUGCUGAUGUGAAGAGUACGAGGAUGGCAAUUUCCAUGGGCUAUUACCAGGGUUCCCCCUUACCGUUCUUCCUGCGAAAACCCCUAUUGUACUUAAGCAUAUUCCCAGAAGAUUAUGAGAUUAGGCGAGACCGACUGAUCUGGAGGUGGAUAGCUUGUUUGAGCUUGGAGAAAGUUAUUUCAACGAGCUCGUGA
Molecule: messenger RNA, 1725 nt
Organism: Oryza brachyantha (malo sina)
Lineage: Eukaryota; Viridiplantae; Streptophyta; Magnoliopsida; Poales; Poaceae
Product: putative disease resistance RPP13-like protein 3
Exons: 5
Coding region: 1-1725 (574 amino acids)
Biological process (GO): defense response to other organism
Molecular function (GO): ADP binding; protein binding
Source: RefSeq, a predicted model, not a curated record